UUAUUUUCUGGAAAAGAAUGGCUUCAGGAGUUGGCAAUGUCCUACAAAACUCAGAAAAGCUCGCCCUCUGCGGCAGUUGAGCUGCUCCAAUCCCCGCACCAAACUCUCUCUCUGUGGCAACUUGGCUCUUCUUUUUCCCCAUUUCAGCUCCAUUGCAGCUUCAAUUUCACCGCGCUUCCGUUUUCCAUCCGUAGCAUUCACUUCGUGAAAUGCAGAGAGGAGCUACGAGGAAUUAGAGGAAGAUGCCGCUGGUGAGGGUGCAGGUGAAGAGCGAGUUCGAGCUCGGAAACCCGGAGCUCUACAAGCAGGCAAACAAUGAAGACCCAAAAGCUGUGCUCGACGGUGUAGCUGUUGCUGGCCUCGUCGGGAUCUUGAGGCAGUUGGGCGAUCUUGCUGAAUUUGCGGGGGAGGUAUUUCAUGGGUUGCAGGAACAGGUGAUGACAACAGCUUCUAGAAGCCACAAAGUGUUGGUUCGUGUCAAACAGAUUGAAGCUGCACUUCCUUCCCUUGAGAAGGCAAUACUAGCUCAAACAAGUCACGUUCAUUUUGCUUACACAGCUGGUUCUGAGUGGCAUCCUCGUAUUCGAACCGAACAAAAUCACUUCAUCUAUCAUGACCUGCCACGAUUUAUUAUGGACUCCUAUGAAGAAAGUCGUGAUCCCCCACAACUGCAUUUACUAGACAAAUUUGAUACGGGGGGUCCUGGAUCUUGUUUAAAGCGUUAUUCAGAUCCAACAUUCUUCAAAAGAACAUCAACCUCAGGGAAAGUAAGCUUAGAGAAGGUCCGGAGUGACAAAAAGGCUCAAAAGAUUAAGAGAAAAAGAUCAUUGGUGCACAAUGGAGAAGUGAUACAUGGUGCAUCAGUUUCCAGUCUUAAUAGCAGCUUGCAGUUUACCUCCCUUACCAACCAAGGCGCUUCAUUUUCUCAAACUGCUACAGCUGAUACGACGAUGAAAUCAGAUGCUGGGGACUCUUCAAAUUCUUUUGAUUCAGGUACCGGGUCAGGAUAUGCAGGAAACGUUUUGAAAUUAGGUUCUUCCAUGCAAACUAAAGAACGGGAAUUUAGGGAAUCUUCAAGUUCAAGUUUGAUGCAAUUUAGCGAUGCUGUUGAUUCAGUUGUCCCAGAUGAACAAAGGAGGAUUGUAGAUGAUAAAUUUCAGUAUGCACUAGAGGAUCAAAACGAUUUGAGUUUCUCUUCUCAUGUCACAUGGGACGAAAAGGCAGAAAUAGUGAAGCCCAGGAGUCAGCAUGGUGUUAGUGAGAAGGCAGAAAUAGUGUGGUCCAGAGAUCAACAGGAUGUUAGAGAAAUGGCAGAAAUAGUGCAGCCAAGAACUCAACAGGAUGUUAGAAAGGAUGUUAGAGAAAUGGCAGAAAUAGUGCAGCCAAGGACUCGACAGGAUGUCAGAGAAAUGGCAGAAACUGUGCAGCCAAGGGCUCAACUGGGCAACGUAGAAAAGGCAGAAAUAGUGGGACCAGGGAGUCAACAGGAUGGUAGAGAAAAAUUGGAGAUAGUGGAGCCGAGCAGUCAACAGGACAACAAAGAUAAAGAGUAUGAGGUUCUUGUACCUAAAUAUACCUUGGAUCCACAUGAAAUGGAAGACUUUUACCUCAGGAAUGAUGAACAAAUAAGCAUGCUAGCUAAUGAUGGCCACCAGUCAGAAUCAAUUUACGAUAGGAAUGUGUUUGAUGAAAUUGAAAGUGAAACAGACAAUUAUAUGGAUGCACUCAACACCAUUGAAUCGGAAUCUGAAACUGACCUUGACUGCCAGACUAAACGAGAAGUAGAACCAUGCUUGUCCAAUAUAAAGUGUGAAGCAGAAGAUCCAAUGCACGACCUCCUUGAAUCUAGUUUGAAUCCUGAUAUUACAAUUCUUAACCUGAGUAAUGAUCCUCAAAAGUCCUUUGACAAAGGUAUUAUUUCAAAUUUAGUUUCUUCAGAUAGUUUUUACCAUGAUCAAAGGCUUGAAAACACCUUGAAGGUUUCUAGUCCUGACCGUCCUCAAGUAACCAAUUUGCAUGGAAAAGAAAUUUCCACAUUGGAAUCUGAUAUUAGCAAUUCCUUCCCUCCCGACUCCACUUCUAGUUUAGAGGAUCACUCAGGAAUUAGAUUAUUGAACAAGGUGCAUGAAUCCGGAAAAACUUCUUUAUCCAGCAAUCCUUCAGAUAGGUUUUGGACUAAUGGUGGCUUGCUAGGACUUCAGCCAUCGAAACCUCCUUCUUGGGCUGUAUCAAAUGCUUCUAGUGAGGACUCAAGUAAAGGUGAGAAACGUGGCCCUUAUGAUCAUGCAUAUGUGAUCAAUGGUAAUGCACAGGAAAUUAAAGUGGGUAUUUUGCACAAAGAUGGUAUUAACAAUGAAAAAGAUUCAACUUCUAAUAAGUCUUCGUUGCACCAUGGUGAUCAGAAAUAUGAUACAUCUGGUAAUAUAUUAAGGACUUGUACUCCAUUUCAGGAAUUGUCAAGAGGUGAUUUAAAUGCCAAGAAUGAAAGUUUUAGUAUCAAUAAUUCGAGUAAUGGAUCUAGUUGUGCCCACAUGAAUGAUAUGGUAAAGCCAAGUGCAAUAAUGGCUGGAAUUGCAUCUCCAGCCGUACCGGAUGUCAAUGGCAUGUGUACUCGAACCGGUAUGGAGAAAGAUGAAAACUCCAAUCAAAUUUCUGGACUUAGCGACCAAUUGUUUGUAAAUGGCUUUCAUAGAAAACUGACACUAAUACAUGAUGAAAGUUUUGAAACGACAUCUAUUUCCAAAGAGCACUUAGGCUGUGAUUCUCCUAUAGAUUCAUGUCCCCCUUCGCCUCCACUUGAUCACAUGAAGAUCUCUUUCCAUCCUGUUUGUAGCUUUGAACUUUCAAAAUUGAAAUUGAAAUUUCCCGAUGGCAGUGAAGGCCGUGGAAGCACAAAGGACAUAUUUCCUUCAUUUCAGUUGGCCCCCGAGGAGUCUAUUUCUGUGCAUGAGAUUGGCUCUGAGUCUGAUGAUGACACAUUCUGUAGGUCAUCUCCAUGUAUGUCAGAUGAUUGUCUUAGUGAUCACUCUAAGUCAAAUUCUGACCUGUGGGAAUCAGAUGACACUCCAGAAAGCAAAGGCCAGAAUUUGUAUGAUUUACACAUGUCUCAGAUGGAUUCUUCAUUUGAGCUUGAGGGGAUCCCAAAGAAUGGCAUUACAGUGGUUUGUGGAAGUGGAAGUUUAAACACUAGGAAUGGCAUGGAUGAAUCCCUUGCUGGUCCUUUACUUGAUCUUCCAUGUUUUGACAUUGUAAACCCGGCAAUGAGCGAAAGAAUCAACAAUAUUGAUGCUGUGAAUCUUCUUAAGUCGCAAUGUUCAGAUAAUCCUACUCCAGCUCCACCACCUCUUCCUCCUGCGCAAUGGUGCGUUUCAAAAGCAUCCUUAGAUAUGUCUGAAGACCAGAAGGAUUUAACAGCUAAUCCAAAACAGGUGGAACCAGUUGUCUUCCAGCAGCAAAUAACUCAUGAGUCCAUUGAAACCAAACCAAAUGCCAAGAAGCCAGAGCAAGUGACGAUGCAUGAUCAAAAAGAAAAAAACCGCAUUGGAAAUGGAAAUGUGAUGGAUGCUAGGGAAGAUUUCCUGCAACAAAUUAGAGCAAAGUCAUUCAACCUUAGACGCACAGUGACUGAGAAGCCGACCACUACAGCAGGACCCGCAACCCACGUCAAAGUCACAGCAAUUUUGGAGAAAGCCAAUGCGAUCCGCCAGGCUGUUGGAAGCGACAAUGGUGAAGAUGACGAUUCCUGGAGCGAUGGCUGAUGGCUGAUGGCUGAUGGUUGAUACGAAACGUAUUUUUCCCCAAGAAGCAAUUCUCACAGAGGUGCUAGUCGUUGCAUUUGUAAUAAAAUAUAUAAUAUAUCUUUGUGAAUAAGCUCAUUUCCUUUUGUAAGAUGGAGUAGUAGAGUUCAGUUCACCCUGUAUCUUAUUUUGGCCUUUUGACUUAUAUUCCCUUAGGAUCUGUCAAUUCCCUGUAAACAACGAGGAUUCAAAUAUUAGGUGUUGUUUCAACAUACUUGCAGCAAGCAAUACAGUGCAUAAAAAAAAAAAGCCUGAAAGUGCUUGUAAAUUAGAUUCUUUUAGUA
This is a messenger RNA of Momordica charantia (bitter melon), 4081 nucleotides long. It is a transcript of the gene WAVE2, whose product is annotated as SCAR family protein. Gene Ontology annotation, biological process: actin cytoskeleton organization; positive regulation of Arp2/3 complex-mediated actin nucleation. Gene Ontology annotation, cellular component: cytoskeleton. Lineage: Eukaryota; Viridiplantae; Streptophyta; Magnoliopsida; Cucurbitales; Cucurbitaceae. The record is from RefSeq and is a predicted model, not a curated record. Gene Ontology annotation, molecular function: protein kinase A regulatory subunit binding; Arp2/3 complex binding; actin binding.